AUCAUCAGGGGUGUAAACUAUUAAAGUAUUUGCGAAGGAGCAUUGUUGUUCAUUUUAUUAUUUUGUUCAUGUUGUUUUGAUUAGUUCCCAGAGGAUCGCAUGCAAUGAGAUUUUAUGUCGCGAAAUAUAAUAACAGUUUCACUUUCACUUGUAACAUCUCGUUAGUAGCAUUAGCAAGUACUAGUAUGAAACAGUUUCACUUUCCUUUGUAACAUCUCGUUAGUAGCAAGUGAUAAUAUGAAACAGUUUCACUUGACAAUUGCUGCUCUGCUGAUACUGCUAGUUCCAGACGUCAUUAACGCUGGGAUUAACGAGCUUGAGGACGGAGCUAAAGUUGAACGAAAUCACAGUGCUAGUAAGCACAAUUACCCUCCCUUUCUCCGCGCCAAAGACUGCAGACCAAGGAAGCACAACGUUCAGGACUGUAGUUGUCUUCAAGAAAUGUUUGUUAAAACUCAGUGUAUAGAACGACUGGGCGAAAAGUUCAUCAACCACAAAUACAAAGAUCCCAAGCCGUCGACAUGUGUGAAACAUUUCAACUAUUGCUACGGUUUUGAGGGGGAUGAAACAAAGACAUGGUACAACCAGUGCUGCCGGUCUAUGCUCUGUUACAUGAAACUCAGAACCUGUGUUUAGUUAUUUUACCAAUUUAGUGUUACUAAGGUGUUACUAAGGUGUUACUAAGGUGUUACUAAGGUGUUACUAAGGUGUUACUAGGUGUACAUGGUACAACCAGUGCUGCCGGUCGAUGCUCUGUUACAUGAAACUCAGAACCUGUGUUUAGUUAUUUUACCAUGAAAUUUCAAAGUUAACAUUUGGUAAACAUUUUUCUAUUAGGAUCUAUUUUUAGUAAAAUGCACCUGUACCCUCUUAAAGUUAACUACCUUAUCGGACAUUUUGUGAACGGACACAAUUUUGAAGUCGAACGGACAUUAAUGAUUAAAAUGAACUCUCAGAGGCAUUAAUUUAAUAUAUUUAAUUUAACUGCCUUGUCGGACUUUAUUUGAACGUACAUUAAAAUGAACGCUAGGGCCUCCGCCGUCCAAUUAAUGUCCGUUCAAAUUAAGUCCGGUAUGUAGAGCUAGAUAAAGAUAGUGAAGGUGGACUUUUUCCAAUUAAUUAACAACUUACCAACAUUAUUUACA
This is a messenger RNA of Bolinopsis microptera, 1145 nucleotides long. RefSeq lists its product as uncharacterized. Lineage: Eukaryota; Metazoa; Ctenophora; Tentaculata; Lobata; Bolinopsidae. The record is from RefSeq and is a predicted model, not a curated record. Bases 238 to 636 code for a protein of 132 amino acids. The transcript is spliced from 4 exons.